AUGAACGUUCCCAACUCGGCCAGGUCGGCCGUGGUUCGCCGCCUGUCCACCGACUCACAAUCGCCUUCCAUGCAGGAUCAGACGCCUGCACAGAGGAGCGUCUGCGAGCUCUUCCGGCGCUUCGACAGCGACAACGACGGGGCCCUCAGCGAGGCGGAGUUCCGAAGGGCGUUCGCGAAGCUCACCCGGGGCAGCCUUACCGACGCCCAGGUGGACAAGAUGGUCGAGGCGGUGGAUGUCAACCGCGACGGCGUGAUCGACAUUUUCGAGUUCACGGUGUGGCUGUACUCCAAGAACAGCAAGGGAGGGCGAAAGUCGCUGGUUUCCCCGCCCUCGACGUCCGAGCUGGCAGCGUUGUCGAACGAGCUGACGCAGCUGCGCGAGCAGUCGACCCAGCUGCAGGCAGAGGUCAAGGUUCUGCAGGCAGAGCUCAAGGUGAAGAAAAAAGCGCUGGAGCAGAUGGAGGUGGAACACGAGGAGGAGGUGAAGGUCACGCACGACUUCUGGCGGUCGGUGGCCCAGCACGUCGUGGUGACCAUAGACAAGAAGGUCAACCUCGACGGCGCCGACUGGCUCGGCAACGGCAAGUACGGCUUCGUCAUGAGGGCGCGCCGGCGCGAGGACGGGCGAGAUGUGGUGCUCAAGAUGAUGGGCAUCCGGUGGGCUCACCUAGCGGUCAAAGAGUGGCAGCACGGCGCCAUGAUCGGCAAACACCCGAGUAUUGUAGAGUAUGACGAGGUGAUGAUUCACAACGACGACGACAGCAUGAUGAGGAACAUGAUACAGGCCGGGUACGAGCAGGGGUCGCUAAAGUCGAAAGCCAGAUCGAAGCGCACGCAGUUCCCAGAUCGAUACAUCUGCCUCAUGCAGGAGUUCAUGAAUCGCGGCACUAUCCAGGAUUGGAUUGAUGACGAUCAGCUGCGUCCCGGAGGCAUGUUCGUGGUGAUGCGGAAGGUGGCAUCGGCCCUGGCCUUCCUCCACGACAUGGGGGUCACGCACAACGACAUCAAGCCAGAGAACGUCAUGGUGCACGUGGGGCGGGAGAUGGUGGACGGCGACGCGGUGGUCGUCAAGCUCGGCGACCUGGGCCUCACCACGAGGUCCAGCGACCAGUCCGCCGACUUCUGGCAGUACGGCAUGACCGUGUUCUGCAUGACCACCGGGGAGAGGUUUGGGAGCCGGAAGUACAGACCCGCGGCGGCGCAGGCCUUCGUCGCCGAGUGCCGCACGGCCUGCGAGGCCGCCGUGCCGCAGGGCAGGCUGCGCGUGACGCUGGACGAGGUGCCCGAGAUCCUCCGCGUCGUGUUUGCCCACGGGGCUUCCAUGGCGCAGAUUUCCGAGCGUGCGUGCCUGCAGGGCUGGAAGUUCUUCGACGACGGGGACCGGUGCGUGUCACGCGACGAGAGAGCCAGCAAGCCGCUGGCGCGGCCCACCCAGCCGCAGAGCCGCAAGGUGAACGCGAAAUUCGAAGGAAGGUCCGUUCACCGUGUGGUCAGCCAGAUGAGUCCGAACGAGGAGUUGAUCGCGACGCCCCCUCCCGGCGGCUAG
Molecule: messenger RNA, 1548 nt
Organism: Prorocentrum cordatum
Lineage: Eukaryota; Dinophyceae; Prorocentrales; Prorocentraceae
Source: the annotation of a GenBank genome assembly